This is a messenger RNA of Callorhinchus milii (elephant shark), 2458 nucleotides long. It is a transcript of the gene ccnc, whose product is annotated as cyclin C. Gene Ontology annotation, molecular function: cyclin-dependent protein serine/threonine kinase regulator activity. Gene Ontology annotation, cellular component: nucleus; mediator complex. The record is from RefSeq and is a predicted model, not a curated record. NCBI's taxonomy places the organism in Eukaryota, Metazoa, Chordata, Chondrichthyes, Chimaeriformes, Callorhinchidae. The transcript has 12 exons. Bases 53 to 904 code for a protein of 283 amino acids. Gene Ontology annotation, biological process: positive regulation of transcription by RNA polymerase II.
GUGAGAGAUACACAGAGAGAGAGUGAUACACACACACACACAGAGUGAGGCUAUGGCGGGUAACUUCUGGCAGAGCUCACACUAUUUGCAGUGGAUUCUUGACAAGCAGGAUGUGAUGAAAGAAAGGCAGAAGGACUUGAAGUUUCUCACAGAAGAAGAAUAUUGGAAAUUGCAGAUAUUUUUUGCUAAUGUAAUCCAAGCUCUAGGGGAACACCUCAAACUGAGGCAGCAGGUUAUUGCAACUGCGACAGUCUAUUUCAAAAGAUUCUAUGCCAGGUAUUCACUGAGGAGUAUAGAUCCAGUAUUGAUGGCUCCAACCUGUGUAUUUUUGGCAUCUAAAGUAGAGGAAUUUGGAGUUGUUUCAAACACACGAUUGAUUUCAGCUUCAACUUCAGUCUUAAAAACCAGGUUUUCUUAUGCAUUUCCGAAGGAAUUUCCAUAUAGAAUGAACCAUAUAUUGGAAUGUGAAUUCUAUCUAUUAGAGUUAAUGGAUUGCUGUCUGAUAGUGUACCAUCCAUACAGACCAUUACUACAAUAUGUGCAAGAUAUGGGACAAGAAGACAUGCUGCUACCAUUAGCAUGGAGGAUAGUAAAUGAUACAUACAGAACAGACCUCUGCCUCAUGUAUCCUCCAUUCAUGAUAGCUUUGGCUUGUUUGCACGUGGCAUGUGUGGUCCAGCAAAAAGAUGCACGACAAUGGUUUGCUGAACUUUCAGUGGACAUGGAGAAGAUCCUCGAGAUAAUCCGAGUCAUUCUGAAGUUGUAUGAUCUAUGGAAGAGCUUUGAUGACCGGAAGGAAAUGGCUGCAAUCCUAAACAAGAUGCCAAAACCCAAACCACCUCCGAAUAGUGAAGGAGAACAGGGUCCUAACGGCAGCCAAAAUUCUAACUACAGCCAAUCAUAAGCAAUCAGCAGUUGUGGCGUAAAGCAUAUGCAGACUUUUCUGAAAGCACAGCCUUUCACUUCAAAAUAACUGAGGCAAAGGGAGGACUUAAUGUGCUGUGUGGGACUAGACACAGAUUUUACAAUAAUUCUGGAAAGAAAAAUUGUCAUUGGAAAUGGAGAAAAAUUCUCUGGAAGAGUUGCUGCUGCAAAACAAGACUCAUGAGUAUCAUUAAUUAUUAACAUUACAUUUGUAAACUGUUUAUAUUGGGUCUCGUAGAGAUGGUAUCCCAUUUAGUGACCAACUGAAAAGCUGUGCUUUUGAAUUGUGCACAAUAAAAAUCGAUACCAUAUUACAGCAUUGUUCAAUUCUAAACUGAAAUCCUAGAAACAAUCUGCAAUGGGUUGGGGGAGAAGAUAUUAUUCAGUAGAUACAUUUAAAUUCUUUUGAAAACUAUUUACGGAUAGUAAAUUAUUCUUCAGGAACAUUACUAGUUCCAUUUGGGCUAUUAUGUAAAAUGGCUUCCCUUAAUUGUAAAAUGAAUCUGAGAGGCUGAGAUAGGAGUACAGACAGUAUUUCUAGUCAGAACCACAAAACUUCAAAUAUAAGACUGGACAGUGAUUCAUUAUAUGUUAAAAUCUUUGGAAGAACAAGCAGAAAUAUUAAGUCUGCACUAUUUUUCAUCAGAUUUUAGUUUGUCACACCUGUUCAAAAAUUAAAAUCUGAAGAGAAUAAGUUUGUUUAAUGCAGUGCUAUUAACAAUGUUUGGUGGAUGCAGCAGUCCUUUGCUACUAUUUUGGUUGACAAGGAUGUUGGUCCAUAUGGCAAAUGUGACCCUAACUGAAUGUCUUAAGAUUAACUUGUUAUUUUGACUACUGUACUUUUUGCUACUGUGGCUAUUUGGUCAAAAUCAAUAACUUAAGAAUGUGCCUAGCAGAAAUGUUAAAAACUAGCUGGUCUACCACUCUUAUGAAUGUGUUUUUGUCUUGCCACAAAGCCUGAACACACAAACAGUUGUGCGUUUUCUGCUUAUAGCGUUUAAAGUGGUUGAUAUGCACUCAUGUUUUGCACUCUUUCCCCUCUUCCAAUAUAUUUCUUUAAAAUCCAUUUGUUUCCCCACACCCUCCCAUACAGCAUUUUUUUAAAAAAAUAUCAGUUUGAAUGACUUAGAAUUUUAAUACUGAAUUCUUUUUCAAGAAUUUAAAAUAAUAAUACCAGAUAUUAUCCAUGUAGGUGUGGGAUCAAAGCUAUUAUCAGGUCUCCAUUAAAGAAACAGCUACUCACUUACAUGUGGGCAGGGCAUUAAUAUAGUUGGUCCUUUUGGGGCCAAUCUGGAUGUGACUUUUUAAUGUCUUUGUUGAUAGCUUUUCUUGUGCAGCAGAAUUAAGAUUUUUAAAGGUACAGUGUAGUUGAAGACAAUCAUGCAAGUCAGUGGAGACCAUUACACUUCACCCUGAAGAGGCACCAACCUUUACUACUGACAUUCUUACAGAGAAAGCACAUUUUUCAGAUGUCUGUAAUUGUUAAAGUUGAAAUUGUUAUAAGUACAUUAAAGUGGGUUUGUUGCAAAUAUGA